ACGCCAGCCCUCCGUCUCCUCUCCUCUGCCCUAAUUUCGCAACGAGCGAUCUCUCCAUCCCGUUGCAUCCCGUUGCACGAGCGUCUGUCGAUCCUGUGCGCAGCACUCCUCGGCACUCAUCCGUCUCCUCCGUCUUCCGUUCGCUGUUCGUUCCUCCGUCUUCCGUUCGCAGAACUCCUCCGCAGCAAUCCUACAUUGUUCUCACUGGUUUAAAUUGGAGUGUGAACUGACUGCUUCAGCUUUGUUGCACCUGCCAGAUGUUUUUACUCCCCUAAUCCAUACUCCAACGGGAUUUACUAAAUUCGGGAUUUAAGUCAAAACAGAAGAGAGACAGGAUUCAACAUCCGACUCCCAAAGAGCACUUGCCGAAGUUUGCGAUUCUUAACGUUUGUCAGGGUUUAAAUUAAAUCCUGCUACCAAACACCCUUGACGUGACAGUGGAGAAUCUGAGAUGAAAGCAGGUGAGGUAACAUCUUCUUAUCCGAUCUCCCUCUCGAAGGCGGCGGCAGUACUCUCCCGUUUUGCCGCCUCUGAUACGGGUGCACGACCGGAGGUUACUGCUUACCUGAGGCGCUCUCUCACAGCUUUUAAAGAGCUAGUGGCUGUACAUCGCGAUAUCCGUGCCCACCGUAAAAUCUCCCAUGUUGAAGAGGAAGAGUGCGCCAGCAAAAAUGAUGAUAAUAGACAUACGACGAAGAAGAAAAAGAGGAAAGGAAAUUAUUAUGAAGUGGAAGCCCAUGCAGCGAAUUCAGUGUUCGAGCAACAGGAGGAGAUGGGCGGGAGUAGCAAGAAGAAGAUGGAAGCCUUGGAUUCUGUGAAGAAUUCUGAAGAGAAGAGACAUUGGAAGGAGAACAAGGGGAAUGAGUACCAAUUACGGGAAAAUGGAAGGGUGGGCUUUGUUUCAGAAAAUAUGAAUACUGAAAGGAAAAAAAGAAAGCUUUCAGAUGCGGUACAAGGAAAAGUGGACAAGAAAAUGAACCAACAUGAGGGAAAAAAGAAAAAGAAAAGAACUAUCGAAUAUUUAGUUGCACAAAUCCCCCUUGAUCAUCAACAUGCCCAACUUCAAAAUGUUGUGACUGAAGAGUGCAUGGAUUUGAGAACAAACAAUUUGAAGGGCCAACUCAAAUGUCAAUGUCUUAUUGAAAAAUGAAAGCUAUAAAUGCA
Messenger RNA from Phalaenopsis equestris, 1164 nucleotides. RefSeq lists its product as uncharacterized. Lineage: Eukaryota; Viridiplantae; Streptophyta; Magnoliopsida; Asparagales; Orchidaceae. The record is from RefSeq and is a predicted model, not a curated record. The transcript is spliced from 3 exons. The coding region runs from base 452 to 1150 and encodes 232 amino acids.